This is a messenger RNA of Colletotrichum chrysophilum, 2331 nucleotides long. RefSeq lists its product as uncharacterized. Gene Ontology annotation, molecular function: protein binding. The record is from RefSeq and is a predicted model, not a curated record. The transcript has 3 exons. The coding region runs from base 1 to 2331 and encodes 776 amino acids. Lineage: Eukaryota; Fungi; Ascomycota; Sordariomycetes; Glomerellales; Glomerellaceae.
AUGGCCUCCGGCACUGAUAUCCGUGGGGAAGGGGCGCCGCGGCCGUCCAUUGAGAAACCCCCCAUUCUCUCCCAAGAUCCCGCCUUUGAUCGAUUGCCCGACGAAAUCAUCCAGCAGAUUCUUCAGCUUACCGACCCCGACUCGUUUGCCUCACUCGUCCUUCUCAACUCGAAAUGGCGUCAAGUCUCUCAGCAAGCGCAGCUCUACGCUCUCCACCUCUCGAAAUGCGAAUCCUACUCCGCGAGCCAUCCUCCUUUGCGCGAAGCUGACGUCAAGGAUGAAGACCUUCCCCGACUAAGGCGAUUGUUUGCCAGAGAAGUCAAGCGCAAUCUCUUUGAAGCCUACCUGCGACCCCGCGAGACCGUUAUCCGCCUGAUAUCCAAUUCCAUUAGCUCCUCGUCAUGCCCGGGCGGCGAAGGGAUGCAAUUCAGUCCGUCGCCCCGCGGUCACCAUGUUCUGGCGUACAACUCUUCUCGAAUCUAUGUGCUUGAUAUGAGAGGGAAAGAAAUAGACGUCAAGAGGGAAUUCAAGAUCUUGCGCCGACCAGUUUCAACCUGCAUAAAGGACGAUGGCUCUAUGUUGGCGGUCUUGUCCUCGGAAAUGCAGGUCGAUCUUUACGAUCUUGAGCCGUCACCUCCCCGCCGCACACAGUCCCUGAUCUUAGACCAUGCCCCACGCACGAUCGCCUUGUCGCCAUGUGGUUCCGUUUUGGCUGCAGCUUAUGAAGGCGGCAUUGAGGUUUCGAUGGUCAAUCCAGGCGCAUUGCCUACGGACAGGAGAGCCGUCAAGUGCGAUGGUGUCGAUUCCCUUUCUUUCUCCUUUGACGGAACACAGAUCCUUGGAACUACUGUCCACUCAUCGCCUCCCAACACCGUCAUCCUGACCGCUCCCUACUACGACCCCGGAUCCCAAAUGGCAGAUGAUAACAUCAGCGCUCUUUGGACAACUUCAAUUCUCUUCCCCAAUACGAGUCGAGAUUGUAGUCAUGCCGUGCUUCUUCAAGAUUCAUGCCAGGAGGAGGCAGCCUGGACCUUUACUUAUGAUCGUAGCUUUGAGACUUUCAGGGCUGUACGCAUCGACGACUUGCGCAACGGAACGACAUAUUUCACUGGUCCAAAGCCUCACCCGGCGUCUCAAGCGAAACUCACGCCGUGCACGCUCCCAGCAGCUACAUAUCACGGCGACCUGGUCAGCGCCGGCUUCCAAGGCAAGGAUAUCUGGCUGUACGGUGUACCAGAAGAUCUUGACGCUGUGCCCGAGUUCUCUUCUGGGUCCGAUUCAUCAUCUUCUACGGGUCAAGGACGACGCAACAGCGGUCCUCCGUCCCGUUCAUCCUCUGCGCGAGCGCAAGAGAACCCGAGAGUGCCGCAAUGGCAGAUGCUUUGCGAUAAGCUGCGGAACACCUUUGUCUGGGGAGCCAAGAUUGCCGAGCUUGAGGGCGUGAGCACUGUGAAAUGGGUUUCUGGCUUUGGCGAAACAUCCUCCCAGGAACGUCUAGUCGUCGCGGCUCGCGGCAUCUCCCCUACCAAAUCCAUCGUGGACGAAGACGAUAUCGACUUUAUCGAUGGCGGCAGGGUCACUCUGCUUGAUUUUGACUACGGUAUUGAGGACGGCGUUAGGACGGAGAUUGAGAUCGAAGUUGGCACAAGAGAGCCUGAAGUCCUAGAGGAGGAACAGAGAGACAUCGACACCGAGGUUGCUAUUGUUCGCCGUAGGACUGUAGCACAGAGACGGGGUGAUCGCGGUCAUUUGAUUCGUGCCGCUACCAGUGCUGCGAUCCGAGGCAACCCUAUGCCCUCAAUUCCUCCUCUGCCACAGCCGAGAGAAGAACCUGAAACUGGUGAGGACGAGGACGAUGACGACGACCCGCUGGUUCCCAGGCGUGUGGGUGCCGUGCCCCGCAUCAAUGUCGAGCAGCCAGCAUCUGCUACUACCCGAGACGAAGGAGGUGAAACAGCUUCCAUGAUUGAGGAAGAAGAGGCCGUUGAAGCCCCUUACGCUCAUGAUGGGCCUCGAUCUACAAACACGCUCCGCCGCGCCGCAACUGCGGCUGCAAUGAACCGACGUCGCAACCCCGCGCCUCCCGUUGCUGGGCCGGUUGAAUAUAGACGUGCUGAUGGCCGACGUGAGCAUCCUCAUGAGAGCGAUGCUGACAACUGGGUUCCUCCGCCGCCACCAUACCAAAAGGAAGACCCAGGCGACUUGCCGUCUUUCUUGCGAAACGCUGCCAUUACACCCAACGGUGACACAGACAGCCGCGCCCACGAUCGGAUCAGCCUGGCCCUUGCCCAGUCGUCCAACUCUCGCUCAGACAUCUCCUCGUCCUCUUAG